GCGGACGAGCACGAGAGCUGAAAGCCGCGACUCCAUAUCCACUCGAGCUCGAGCUCGUCGUGAGAACUGCCGUCGGGAUUGAUGGCCCCGUUCGACUGUCGGGAAUGUGGCAUUGGCAUGUCCGAGAUUCGCCCUUUCUUCCAAUCUCCCUGCUGAGAGUUUUUUCCUCCAAAUUUCGGCCACAUCGUCUCGAAUUUUCUCUCUGUGAAACUCUCUGCAAGUGGGUGUAAUUGGAAUUGCCGGAGCAGCUUCGAAGCAAGAAUCUGCACAUCCGAAUUCACCAGCGUGGGAUAUCUCGAGAUUUCGGAGAGUACUGGCUGUUGUAGACCAGCCGCUGCCUUUCAUCGCUCGAAUUCGGCGACGAACGAUCGUACUCGGAACGUCGUUGCCGGGUUGGUGUUGUGGUACGUGCUCUGCGGGCUGAUUGUUAUGAUGUGGUAGAGGAGCCCGAGGUGUACGUGUUGCGAGUUUGUCUCGGAGCUCGAAUUUGAGCAUCACCUCAGCGCGGUCCCAAUGGUGCUCUUCUGUGCCCCUAUGCGGUGCCUGGGGUCAUGGCCUCAGCUCGUUCACUGUCCACAAAAGGUUUGCACAUGGAGGAGAGGUCCGUGGAUACGAAGUCAACGAAGACUGGGAAUCGUCGUUGCAGCGGGGACGGUCGGCGAGGCUGUCUGUGAAGUUCUUGAUAGCAGGCAGGCGACGCAGGUUUCUUCGUUUGUGGAUUCGCUUCUCGACUGGAACCAGCGCAUGAACCUGACAGCAGUCACCGAGCGCGAAGAAGUCAUGGAACGGCAUAUUAUGGAUUCGCUAGCAUUGCUUCCUGUGUUGGAAACAGCUUAUGGUGAACACACCUCCAAGAGAUCUGUCGAACAGCUGGAAGUCAUAGAUGUGGGAACUGGCGCUGGGCUUCCUGGAAUUGUUUUUGCCAUCGCACGACCAGCCUGGAAGAUCACCUUGUUAGAGUCUCUACAAAAGCGAUGUAAUUUCCUGGACUACGCAGUGGAGAGGUCAGGUUUAUCGAACGUCAAAGUCGUCCGUGCACGAGCUGAGGAUGGUGGACAGGACAAGACUCAUCGAGAAGCCUACGACGUUGCUGUAGCAAGGGCUGUGGCAGAAAUGCGAGUCCUCUCGGAGCUCUGCUUGCCAUUUGUACGAGUAGGUGGAAUCUUCGUGGCUGCCAAGGGUCCCGGUCCUGAGGAAGAAGUGGAAUCUGCCAAGAAGGCAAUAGGCUUACUUGGAGCGUCUCUCAUAUCUAUUUCAACUGUUGAUUCAAGAGGGCCAUUAGGCCAACGGACAGCGGUUGUAUGUCAAAAGCGUAAGUCGACACCUGCAAAGUACCCUCGAAGGCCUGGCACACCCAGUAAAACACCUUUGUAAAUUAUAGGGAACGGAUUUGUUUCCUUUGAUUAAUCAAAAGAGUCAUUAUUUUGAUUGCACAAUGAUCGAUGUUUGCACGUCACCUUACCAUAACUGGUUAACGUUCUCUCAACGCUCGAGUUUUACACACUCAUCCUUUCGAUAGUGUGUUAACUAGUUUACUACAAGCAUGCAUGUUUGAUGAGCAUGGCAGCAGCUCCACACAUGAGUCUGUCUGACGGACGUAUGUUAAUUCUCUCAAAACACUCUAUUUACGUUUUUCUUGGUCCAGCCUUUGCAGUACAAGACUAAGAUUGUGCUGAUCUGAACCGACUCCAAAGCUGAUACUUAAAUGUGCAUAUGCUAUCAGUUCAACACGGAGUUUUAUACUUCAUC
Molecule: messenger RNA, 1749 nt
Organism: Marchantia polymorpha subsp. ruderalis
Lineage: Eukaryota; Viridiplantae; Streptophyta; Marchantiopsida; Marchantiales; Marchantiaceae
Source: the annotation of a GenBank genome assembly